CAUCACCUGGGAGCAUCCGCUGCAUUGGAGUGAGAGAGAUACGAUAAUGAAAUGAAAAGAGAGGGAGAGCAGCCAGGUGAUGUUUUCCGAAUGCACCUCAAGAGAAGUUAGUUUGUGUUCUCUGCUGUUUUCAGACUUCCCUGUGGUGAAAGAUUGUAUGUGUUCCACUUUUUAAUUAUUAUCGCAAAAAUGGUUCACACAGACUGGGAUCGGAUAUUAUCUGUAAAUGCUUCAUCUUUAACGGAUGAGGAAAUCGAAGAUCUUUUUCCUGCUGUAGUUCGAUGCGAUGUAGACGAGAUAACCGAUGUACAGAGUUUACGAACGCUCAUGAGACUAUCGCAAGAAAUCAUGACUUAUAAAGAUAAUCAAGUAGAAGCCUUGCUCCUUGAAUGUGGUGAAUUAAAGGAAACAAUAGUUUCGCUACGUCCUGAAGCUGCCAAACGAAAAAUUCAAGAUCAUGAUAAAUCCGUGACGAGACAAGAAUCCAAUGGUUUUAGCAAGAAUGUAGGUUUAUUGGAACAUACUUAUACAGAUACACAAGGAAAAAAUGAGAAAAUUAAGACUCUCAUGAUAGAACUAGAGAGUUUGGAUAAAGAAAAUAGUAUUCUUAAGGGACGGCUAACAACAUUGAAAGAUGAAAUGGAAGAUGCAACAGAAAAAAUGAAUGAAAUGACUGAGGAAUUACGUUCCGCUCAAAUAAGAGAUGCAGAAUAUAAAGACAAAAUGUUGAAAUUUGAACAGGAAAAUGCAGCUUUGGUUAUUCAAAUCAGAGAAGUAACUGCACAACAAAUAGACAGAGACAGAAUUUUAGAUGAAUUUGGUAUAGCUAUUGAUGCUAGAAUAUCUGAGUGGAAGGACAUAUUGAAUGAGAAGGAUGAUGAAAUUACACGUUUAAAAGAAAGCUUAUCACAAUCUUUAAUGCAGUCUGUUACAUCGGUUAAAGAAGAAAACAAAUCUGAAAUUAUUCAUCUAAAUGACGAAAUAAUUCGCCGAGAUGCAAUUAUAGUUGAGUUGAAGACUAAACUGUCUGAAGCAGUUGUUGAAAUAAAUGAGAGUGCUACACUUAUAGACAAAUUAAAACAAAAAGUACAGGAGCCUAUGAAAAACGACAAACGAAAAGAACAGAAAAAUUUGUUGAAAAGAAUACAAAGUGCAAAUGAAAAAAUUUCUAAUUUGGAGGAUGCAUUAUCCCAAGCGCAAGAAGAUGCCAAAUCUCAGAGUAGCAAGUUGUGCGAUGUGCUGUGUACAUUAAAACAAUAUGAGGAGGGAAAUGAAGCUUUAACUAAAGCAUUAAACGAAAUUAAAGAAUUAAAAGUUAAAUUGGGUUACAAAAAUGAACAUAUAGAAGAUUUAGUUAAUGUCGUUAAUAAACUUGAGAUGCUAAAUUCGUAUCAAGAGAUGGAAAUUUUAACUCUUAGAGAAAAGUUAGGGAUUCCAGAGGAUGAAUCGGUAUCAAUUAAAAGCGUUGUUGCGAAACGAAAAGAAGAAUCAAGAAAAUUAGAAGAACUUGUUCAGCAAAAUAAAAACCUUGUAGAAGAAAAUUUAGAAUUAAAGUCAGAUAUAAGGAUGUUAAAAUACAAAUUAAGCAAGUCUGAGAAGAUAUUAGAUAUUUCAGAUAAUUUAGGUGAUUCUAGUGAUCAGUUUUUACAUUCAACUAAAUUAGCGGAAUCGGAAAAUAUGCAAGUACGUUCCAAAACUGACACUUUCGAACUUAAUCAAAAUAUUCAGAUACUUAUAGAAGAAAACGAAGCGCUUAGAACAGGCAUGCACGAGAUUAUGGACAGUAUACACAAUCAAGAUGGUAAGAGCGGAGUGGAAAUACAAUCCAAUACAUUGGAACGGUUAUUGGAAGCUUUAGAUGUUAGACAUUUAGCUGGUUGGUAUCAUCCAGCUAUGAGAUUACAGGGACAGCUUAAUGUGGUACAAGGUAGUAAUGCUGAAUUAAGAUCGCAACUUAAACUGCUGAGGAAAGAAUUGCAAAAGAAAGAUAAUAUAUUGCAAGAUUUAGCAGUAAAUAGAAAUAUAGACGUCAAGAAAUUGUACGAGAAGUAUAGCGAAGAAGACGAAGCGAUGACGAUAUAUCUUACGGAAAUGAAAGCUUUGCAAACGGCAUAUAAGAAUGAAGCAGAGGAAUGGGAAAAGCAAAAAGAUCGCUUAGUUCAAGAGAACAACGAAUUGAAGGAUGAGAUAGAUAGUUUUAAGAAGCAGCUAGACAUUUAUAAGAAAGAUCUACAGAUUAUAGAAAGUGGUGAUAACGAAAUUCAGAAAGUAUUCGCGAUAAAAACAAGAGAGUAUGCAGAUGCCAUCAAUGAAGUAAUUAUCGUAAAUAGGAAAAAUACUAGUCUUCAACAGUUACUCAACAAGGAAACUAGUAGACUGUACGAGUGUCAAAAGGAAAUAAUAAAAAAAGAGAGUGAACUAAACAAGACCCUUGCGGACGCAACUAAAUACAAUAAAACAUUGCUAUCAGAAAUUUCACUUUUACAGAGUAAUUUGUACAAUUCUGUAAGUGCAGCGGUGCAUAACGAAUUAAAAGAGAAACACGAGGAAUUGAAUAUACGUUAUCACGCUUUGUUAGAAACCAAGACGACGUCUUUUGAUUACAAUGAGAUAUUAUCUUGGAAAACCGAGAUGGAAACGAUAAGGCAGGAGAAAUAUCAACUUGUGGAAGAUUUGCGGAAAGUCGAUGAUCGCGAGACCGAUAAUUUACAGCAGAGCUUAAAAGAAAUAGAAACCAAAGAAUUGAUUGAAAGACAACGAGCGGAUCAGAUGACUAGAAUGCACGAGAUAACACAAACUCAGUUGACAAAAUGUGAAGACAACGUUAAGCGACUUACCGUUUCUAAUUCUGAACUGCAGGAGAAACUGAUCGAGAUGCAUCGAAAAUUGUCUAAGGAAAUAGCGCUGCAGGAAACUAUCCAAGUGAAUGAUAAUCAUAUACAAGAGCUUCAAAAUAUAAAUGUUCAGCUCACUAUAGAAAAUGAAAAUUUGAAGAAAGUGCUACAAAUUUCUCAAGAAGAAGCUCAAUUGCAGUAUUCGCUAAAUUCAUUGCAAACGCUAGAAUUAGACAGUCUCAGGCAUCAAAUAUUAGACUUGCAAGCUGUAAGUGAAGAUAAGGCCACUAUUUCGAGACUCGAUUUUGAGCUUACGAGUAAAAAGAUAUCGGAAAUGGAAUUAACGGCACAGAAAACGCGUUUGCAGAAUAAGUUGUCUUCCACGCAGCAAGAGCUCGACAACUCUAAGAAGAAAUGUGAAGAAAUGCGCGGCUAUAUACAAGAUUAUCGGAAACGAUGUGACAAUCGUUGCAAGUAUUAUAUGGAUAUUAUAUAUUUUUUACAAUGCCAGUAUGCAGGAUCGACUUCUUUAAGUAGCCUGGAAAAAGUAAUUGCACUAGCUGCAAAAUUGAAGAUGGAUCGACGAGAUAUCGAUUCAGAAAUGCAAAAAGUAAAAAAAUGCCAUGAAGAUGUGAAAUAUGAACAGCAACUCUUGUCUACACGUCUUGAGAUUGUCGAGCGUCUGAAAGAUAUAUUGGAACAACAAAUUGGCGCCGGUAACGCUCAAAAUAUAAUGGAACAUUUUGCGGAAACUUCGCAGCAGACACUAAGUGAUUUCAAAUACAAACGACGAAUAGCUCACUUAGAGCAUGAGCUUCAAAUAGCUAACAGCAAAUUCAAUGAACACGAGUCAGUAAUUGCCGGCAUGGAACAGGACAUGAUGAAUAUUCAGAGAGCUUGGUAUCCCCAACAAGAUCAUCAACUUCAAAUUAACGUACCGCAUUUGGAGACAAAGUUUGUUCAAGUAGCGGUGGAAUUUCAAGUAAUCGGUGUUCAAACAGAUCCUUACACCUGUUGUCUGAAUGAAAAAAUAGAACAUACAGUGAAGAAAAACGAGGUUUCGGAAGAUAUUCGAAAGCCAUCUGAACCGAGUGAAACUAUGGAGAAAACAUUCCAAGAUGCGGAAAGUAAUACAGAAGAAGAGAGCAAGAGUUCUACGCAUCUUAACGAGCAGCUGGAUCACGCACUGAAACUUGUAUCAGAACGCUCCGCAAUGCUCGUCAAGUGCGAAUCACAAUUAGUGGAGUGUCAAACAAAAGUGGAUACUUUAACUAAGGUAAUCGAGGAAAAAGAUUCGUGUCUUAUCCAAAAGCAAAAUGCACUCGAUGAGUUGGCGUCUCAGUCGCGUACCACGGACAUUGAAUGCACCGACAAGUUGGCUUUGAAAUCAACGAUAAAUAGUUUGCAACAAUUAAUCUCUCAAAAGGAGGAGACCAUUUUGAGGUAUCAACAUUUAUUAAAAGAGGACAGGGAUGAACAUAGUCGGGCAGCCAGUCGUUUUCAAGACGAGAUUAAGAAUUUGCACGACCGUAUCUUCGCCAUGCAGAGUGAGAUCAGAAGAAACGAAGAAUCGAUUGUGAACAAUGUUCACGGAAAGGCGUUGGCUUCGACAUCCAAUGAAAACACAUCCAAAAAGAAGAGCAGUGCCGCGCAAGAGGAAGAGAUUGUUAGGCUACGAGAAAAAGUGUCUACUUGCGAGGCAGAAUUAAAUAUUAGCAAAGAAUUAAGUGAUCGUUGGCAUCGACUGGCAGAAGAAAGAUUGAAACAUAUGGAUCGUAUGAGAGAAAGAUUAGAGCAACAACAUAAAACUGAACUCGAAAGCUAUCGCGGUGAAUUGAAUAAAUGGCAGGCCGAGGCCGACAUGCUCAGACAACAAUUGUCUGAAAAUCGCGUGUUGCUCACGAAAGGAAAUAUUUCACUGAUGAAGGAGCUACAAGAGAAAGAUGACAAAAUACACGAGUUAAGUCUUACCUGUCAACAAUUGCAGAAUGAAAUUGAGUUAAUGGAGUCUGUAGGCCGAUCUCAACAAAUGACAGCUCGGGUUGAUACGAAGACGAACGAGACAGCAUAUACUAGCCAUCGUGAUCAAGUGCAACAACAAAAUCAAGUAGAUAUUUUGCGCCGGCAGCUUCAAUCUUUAAUGGAGAAGGAAAAGAUGUACAAGUAUGAAAUAGCCGACUUGAAACAGCAACUCAGUCGCAGAUACAUGGCGAUAAAAACUCAGGAGAAGAAAACAUCGCAGCGUGAAGCCCAACUAGAGCGUAAAGUGGCUUCUCUGGAAGAAGAGUUGUAUAAAACGAAAACUCAGUUAGACCGUGAAUAUCAGGCGCAAGAAGCUAAAAAGGCUAAGACCGCAGAAGAACUUGCAUUGUGGGAGAAACAGAAAAAAUGGCAGCAAACAGCAGAGAAAUUAAAGGAGAAACUUAAAGAGAAAACCGAUGAAUACGCGAAAUUGUUGGCAAAUCACGAGAAACUUCGAUCUGUCGUUUCAUGUAUGGAACGAGAGAAAUGGUAUUUAAGAAGUAGACUUAAAUGUGAAAGCGAUAUCGUAUCUGGCGAUUCGUCAACAAGACUCCUGUCGAGCGUACAACGUAAAACAGUAGAAGAACUAGAGAAAGAAUGCUUAACACUGAGAGAACGUGUUAAGGAAUUAACUGGUCGCUUGGGGAAGGAAGGUAAUGAACAGUUGAUGUUGGAAAUAGUAGAAUUGAAACGUCGAAAUGUCGCUUUAGAAGCAGUCUCUCAGGGAAAUGUAUGCGUGAUCAGCCAGCUGGAAAAAUUAGAACUGACUAAAGAUAUUCUAGAAAAGAUGAAUCUCAAGUUGGAAAGUGAAAAUUUUGAGUUGCGACUCGAAUUAGAGAGGGCGAAUUCGGAUACUCCGAGAUUGCGAGAGAAAGUGGAUCAUUUAGAAAAAUAUAUAAAAUUAUUAAAAGCAGAAAAAUCGUCUGAUUCGACCUCUAGAUCGUCAGAUAAAGAUUUACCAGAGAGAGAACCGGGCAUUAAAAAGUCUAUCUUUGAAAUGGAGAAAACAAUAUUUACAUUGAAACGAAUCAUUGAGAAACUUCAGGCAGAGAAUAAAAGACUGAAAUUUAGUUCCAAGAAAACUCAUUUUCUAGUCAAUCAAGGAAAAACAAAUAUCGUCGAGGGAAACAUUUUACUUCAAAGGCAAUAUGAGGAAUCUCAAAAGCGUGUAAUAAGUUUAGAAUCAGAUUUGCGACUAGCUGAACAGAGAGUAACUAUGUUAGAAAAAGCUCAAAAGGAGGAUGAUAACGGGGAUUUAAGAAUUUUGAGGCAACAGCUAAUUCAUAAAUCUGAGCUUUUGGACAAAGUGAAACAGUUAUUGACACGUGCAGCCACUAAUGAAAAGACGUUGCGGCAACGUGUGCAACAGCUAGAAUCAAAGCAAACUCUAUCAACAAUUCCAGAAUGCUAUGUGAUUCCACCUACACCAGAAUAAUGAGUGUUUUGGUAAUAAACAUUAAAGUAAAUUAAUGGAUUUGCAGUAAAGAUUAUAUAUUUUUAUCAAGACAAAUGUACACAUUUUAUUCAUGUUUUCUCAGCCGAAUAUAUAUCUAUAUUAAGUGAAACAUUCAAUCUUUAUCCAAUGCUUGUAUUGUGUAUUAUAAUAGUUUUAUAAGCGUAUAUAUAAUCGUAAUCAUUUUUGUACACACAGGCGCAUAAUGUUCAUUUGUAUACGGAAGAAGUUGCUGUUACCUUAAGACACUUUGUAUAUGUAUUUGACAUAUGUGUCAUUUGACAAAACAAGAUGAAAUUUCAUUAUGUCUUGCGUAGUAAAACAAUUGUUGAUAUUAACUAAAUUAUAUCAUUCUUACGUCGUAAUUUGAAAAUAUGAAAUGCACAUAGAAAGAAAUGUUAACGACUUAUGAGAUGUAUGAGACUCAUUAUUGUAAGAAUUCUGUCUAGCUGAAAACAUCAAUAAUGUUUCUUAUAUUCUAAACGCAUAUGGAAUAAAAUAUUUUUAUUUAAAUUA
This is a messenger RNA of Odontomachus brunneus, 6825 nucleotides long. It is a transcript of the gene Cep290, whose product is annotated as centrosomal protein of 290 kDa-like. Bases 190 to 6291 code for a protein of 2033 amino acids. Lineage: Eukaryota; Metazoa; Arthropoda; Insecta; Hymenoptera; Formicidae. The transcript is spliced from 23 exons. The record is from RefSeq and is a predicted model, not a curated record.